Messenger RNA from Caenorhabditis elegans, 422 nucleotides. RefSeq names its product FIP (Fungus-Induced Protein) Related (gene fipr-3). The record is from RefSeq and is marked reviewed. Bases 46 to 351 code for a protein of 101 amino acids. NCBI's taxonomy places the organism in Eukaryota, Metazoa, Nematoda, Chromadorea, Rhabditida, Rhabditidae. The transcript is spliced from 2 exons.
AUUAAAGGCGUGAACGAGGCGCAAUGAAUGAAUGGUGAGCAAACAAUGCUCAAAGUUGACUGGUAUAAAAGCGAGUUCAUUUUCACAGUUGGCAAGAACUUUCACAUUCUUCUACAACUAAACUUCAUAAUGAACGCUAAAUUCCUUCUUUGUGUCCUUGCCUUGGUCAUGUGCUCAAUUGUCCAGGAUGCUUCUGCUCAAUACUACGGCUACGCUUCAUCUUACUACCCAUCAUACUACGGAGGAUACGGUUAUGGAGCAUAUGGAGCUUAUGGAGGAUAUGGUCUUGGUUCUGCUUAUGCUGGAUAUUACGGAAAAAGAGAAGCUGGUUUUGGCCCAGUUCAGAACUAAUACAAUUGUUUUUUUAAAGUGUACGAACGAUCUGAAAUAAAUCAUUCGAUUUUUCUGAAUAGAAAAUUACU